Chenopodium quinoa (quinoa) is the source of this 2135-nucleotide messenger RNA. RefSeq names its product cytochrome P450 71A1-like. Lineage: Eukaryota; Viridiplantae; Streptophyta; Magnoliopsida; Caryophyllales; Amaranthaceae. The record is from RefSeq and is a predicted model, not a curated record. The transcript has 2 exons. The coding region runs from base 361 to 1863 and encodes 500 amino acids. Gene Ontology annotation, molecular function: oxidoreductase activity, acting on paired donors, with incorporation or reduction of molecular oxygen; monooxygenase activity; heme binding.
GUCACGCCCUUUAGCAGAAUAAUCCGUUUAUAUGUAGCUGAGGCGAUUAUUUUGAACAGACUUUAAACAACUAACAUGUUUGAUAUUUCCGUAGUAAGAUAACAAAUUUAAAUGAAGUAAAUGGCCGUAUACUACAAAGAUAUUUUCAUGGACAAGGGCUAAAGGAUUUUACUUCUUUUCCAAGAAUCACCGUUCAUAAAAUAUAGCUAACCUGUCGCAGUGUCGCGUCUUGCCAUUACAUGUUUUUGCUGUAUGCAAGAGUUUCCAGGCUAUAUGUUAUCGUUCUAGAAUUAUAUUUUUGAGCAAAUUAGUGUCAAGAUUGAAGCGUUCAACCAGCAAACCCGAAAAAAUAAUCACAAGAUGGAAUGCAUCCUUUUUAGCUUGGUCUGUGCUUUUGUUUUCAUACUUAUGCCACUCAAGUAUCUACUUAGAGAUUACCAAACAAGAAAAAAAUUCAAUCUCCCACCAUGUCCUAGAAAACUGCCUAUAAUUGGGAACCUUCAUCAGUUAGGCAAAAUGCCCCCUCUCACACUCAGGAAACUAGCACAGGAAUUAGGACCUAUAUUCUUCCUACAGCUUGGCGAGGUUCCAACAGUCGUAGUUUCAUCUGCUGCUAUGGCCAAGGAAGUGAUGAAGACGCAUGAUUUAGAAUUUUGCAGCCGGCCUCAGCUGUAUUCUGCCAAAUGGCUCUUUUAUAACUGCACUAACAUUGUUUUCUCUCCUUAUGGCGCUUACUGGAGGCAUGUUAGAAAGAUCUGCAUACUAGAGCUUUUAAGCACUAAAAGGGUUCAGUCUUAUGACUUUGUAAGAAAGGAAGAAGUGUCUCGCUUAGUUCAUAGAAUUGCAGAUUCUUGUCAUCAGGAAAUCAGUCUGACAAAGGUACUUGGCUUGUACGCGAAUGAUGUCCUGUGUAGAGUUGUUCUUGGGCGGAAUUUCUCUGAGGGAGGCGAGUAUGAUUUACAUGGUUUCCAAAGUAUGCUUGAUGAGUACCAAGAGUUGCUUGGGGGUUUUAGCAUAGGAGAUUUUUUCCCGUCUAAAGAAUUUGUGCACACACUAACAGGCCAUAAAUCAAGGCUAAAGAAGACGUUCAAACGAUUUGAUAGCUUUUUCAACAAGGUGAUUCAAGAACAUCUGAGUCCACAGAGGAAAACUGAGGGAGCGAAGGACCUUCUAGAUGUUUUACUCGACAUACAAAAAGAUUAUUCAAGUGAAAUGCCUUUAACUAUGGACAACAUCAAGGCUAUUCUACUGGACAUGUUUGCAGCAGGUACUGAUACAAGCUUCAUAACACUAGAUUGGGGAAUGACAGAAAUGAUUUUGAACCCGGAAGUGAUGAAGAAAGCACAAGCAGAAGUACGAAGCGUUUUAAGAGAAAGAAAAACUGUCUUAGAAAGUGAUUUACCUCAGCUGCACUACCUUAAAGCUGUUAUAAAAGAGGUCUUCCGCCUGCAUCCCCCUGUACCUGUACUUGUACCAAGAGAGUCCAUCAAAGAUGUUACUAUUGAAGGGUACGAUAUCCCUGCAAAAACACGGGUUUUCAUCAAUGUCUGGGCUAUAGGGAGGGACCCUGAAUCCUGGAAAGAUCCAGACACAUUCAAUCCUGACAGAUUCCUAAACAGUGCAAUUGAUUUCAAGGGGCAGGAUUUUGAGCUGUUACCAUUUGGUGCAGGAAGAAGAGGAUGUCCAGGCAUCGUGUUCGGAACUGUGACUAUAGAGCUCGCUCUUGCUCAACUUCUCCACAGCUUUGACUGGGACCUUCCUCCAGGAGUAGAAGCCAAAGAUUUGGAUCUUUCAGAAGCUUUUGGUAUAUCCAUGCAUAAGACAUCUGAUCUUAUUGUAGUUGCUAAACCACAAGUAUCCUGAAGACUGAAGACACUACUUGUAUAAGUUCAGGGAAAAAAAAAGGUGGAAGUAAGCCUGUGCUCUAUGUUAUGUAUUGUAAUUUUAUGUACACAAAGUCGAGUUUUGAAUCAUCACUACAAAUCCAAACUAGAGAGCAAAAUUCAUCAUAUUUAUGAGUAAAUGCUCUGUUCAUCGAUUGCAUGAAAACUAACUAAGAAAACAUGACUAUUGCAACUAGGCAAAUAGUUUGAUUCAGAACGAAACAUUAGUUCAUCAGGGAUUUAAUUAUUCUA